This is a messenger RNA of Fraxinus pennsylvanica, 2151 nucleotides long. Lineage: Eukaryota; Viridiplantae; Streptophyta; Magnoliopsida; Lamiales; Oleaceae. The record is from the annotation of a GenBank genome assembly.
AUGGAAAGUGUAUUGGAAAAUGGGCACUCAAAUGGCAAAGUGAUGGAUUUUUGUGUGAAAGAUCCAUUGAACUGGGGAAUGGCAGCUGAGUCUUUGAAGGGAAGUCAUUUGGAUGAGGUGAAACGAAUGGUGCAGGAGUUUAGAAAGCCGGUGGUAAAGCUUGGCGGUGAAACCUUGACUGUAUCGCAGGUAGCGGCGAUUGCUGCCCAGGAUAAUGCCGUCAAGGUGGAGCUGUCGGAGGCGGCGAGAGGCGGCGUUAAGGCCAGCAGUGACUGGGUUAUGGAGAGUAUGAAUAAAGGGACUGAUAGUUAUGGUGUCACUACUGGUUUUGGUGCCACUUCACAUAGGAGGACCAAGCAAGGGGGUGCCCUUCAGAAGGAACUUAUUAGGUUCUUGAAUGCUGGAAUCUUUGGGAAUGGAACAGAAUCUUGUCACACACUGCCACAUUCAGCAACAAGAGCAGCUAUGAUUGUGAGAAUCAACACCCUUCUUCAAGGAUAUUCUGGCAUCAGAUUCGAAAUCUUGGAAGCUAUAACCAAGUUUCUUAACCACAACAUCACGCCAUGCUUACCCCUCCGCGGCACAAUCUCAUCCUCGGGUGAUCUUGUUCCGUUGUCCUACAUUGCUGGUAUGUUAACAGGGCGGCCUAAUUCUAAGGCUGUUGGACCCACGGGAGAAACUCUAAAUGCCGAGGAAGCCUUUAAACUUGCUGGUGUAGAUGGAGGUUUUUUCGAGUUGCAGCCUAAGGAAGGCCUUGCACUAGUUAAUGGAACGGCUGUUGGUUCUGGCUUGGCUUCAAUUGUUCUUUUUGAAGCUAAUGUACUCACAGUGUUUUCUGAAGUUCUAUCAGCAAUUUUUGCUGAAGUUAUGAAUGGGAAGCCCGAGUUCACUGACCAUUUGACUCACAAACUAAAGCACCAUCCUGGGCAGAUUGAGGCUGCUGCUAUAAUGGAACAUAUUUUGGAUGGUAGUUCUUAUGUGAAGGCAGCUCAAAAGCUACAUGAGAUGGAUCCCUUGCAGAAGCCAAAACAGGAUCGAUAUGCUCUCCGGACAUCACCUCAGUGGCUCGGCCCACAAAUAGAGGUCAUUCGUUCAGCGACGAAGAUGAUUGAAAGGGAGAUCAACUCGGUCAAUGAUAACCCCUUGAUUGAUGUUUCGAGGAACAAGGCAUUGCACGGUGGUAAUUUCCAGGGUACGCCUAUUGGAGUCUCCAUGGACAAUUCUAGAUUGGCCAUUGCAUCAAUUGGAAAGUUGUUGUUUGCUCAAUUUUCCGAGCUUGUCAAUGAUUUCUACAACAAUGGUUUGCCUUCAAAUCUCUCUGGUGGACGGAACCCAAGUUUGGACUACGGUUUCAAAGGGGCUGAAAUUGCCAUGGCUUCAUACUGUUCUGAGCUCCAAUUUUUGGCGAAUCCAGUCACAAAUCACGUCCAAAGUGCCGAGCAGCACAACCAAGACGUUAAUUCCUUGGGUUUAAUCUCUUCUAGAAAGACAGCUGAAGCAGUCGAUAUCUUGAAACUCAUGUUAUCUACAUAUCUGGUGGCACUAUGCCAAGCAAUAGAUUUGAGACACUUAGAGGAGAACCUUAGAAACACUGUGAAGAACACCGUGAGUCAAGUAGCUAAACGAACUCUAAUAACUGGUGCCAAUGGUGAACUUCAUCCAUCAAGGUUCUGUGAGAAGGAUUUACUUCGUGUGGUGGAUCGUGAAUACGUGUUUGCAUAUAUCGACGACCCUUGCAGUGCAACUUACCCAUUGAUGCAAAAAUUGAGGCAAGUCCUCGUUGAGCAUGCACUUAAAAACAGCGAAAACGAGAAGAAUGUUAGCACUUCAAUUUUCCAUAAGAUUGAAGCUUUUGAAGAUGCACUAAAGGCCCUUCUGCCUAAAGAAGUUGAGAGUUCAAGAGUGGCCUUGGAGAGUGGAAAUCCGGCCAUUCCGAACCAGAUUAAGGAGUGCCGAUCUUAUCCCCUGUACAAAUUUGUUAGAGAAGAGCUGGGAACGGAGUUGCUGACUGGAGAGAGUAUAACAUCCCCGGGAGAAGUGUUUGACAAGGUAUUCACAGCAAUGAGCGAGGGACUGAUGAUUGAUCCAUUACUGAAGUGCCUCGAGGGCUGGAAUGGUGCCCCUCUUCCAAUUUAUCCGAACCAGUUCUGA